Uloborus diversus is the source of this 2004-nucleotide messenger RNA. RefSeq names its product LIM domain kinase 1-like (gene LIMK1). Gene Ontology annotation, cellular component: nucleus; cytoplasm. The coding region runs from base 7 to 2004 and encodes 665 amino acids. The transcript has 14 exons. Lineage: Eukaryota; Metazoa; Arthropoda; Arachnida; Araneae; Uloboridae. The record is from RefSeq and is a predicted model, not a curated record. Gene Ontology annotation, biological process: actin cytoskeleton organization; protein phosphorylation. Gene Ontology annotation, molecular function: protein serine/threonine kinase activity; protein binding; ATP binding.
GAAGAUAUGGGAGAUAGUUCGCCUUCUGUUUCUGAUGAAUCCGCAAGUGUGUGCGCUGGUUGUUUGAAUGUCAUUGACGAUGACGAAUUUUUGCAAGCAUUAAGCAAUGAAUGGCACGUAGAUUGCUUUCGGCUUUAUAUUAGGUGUUCUGUCUGUGACAUUUUACUCUCUGAUUGGUAUUUUGAGAAAGAUGGUUUAUUAUUUUGUAAAGAUGACUACGGGUCUAAGUAUGGAGAAUCCUGCCAAGAUUGUAAUGAAGUUAUUACAGGACCAGUUAUGGUUGCUGGAGAUCAUAAAUUUCAUCCUGAAUGUUUUAAAUGUACGAAUUGUGGCAAUUUCAUCGGUGAUGGUGAUUCCUAUGUUUUGGUUGAACGAUCAAAGUUAUUCUGUGGAGGAUGUUAUAAGAGGCAUAUGCAACCAAUAGCUGAGCAUUACAGUCGUCAACCUCACAGCAUACAGCUCGUUGAAAUCCCAGUCAAUGAAAGUGAUCAAGUGAGAAAAAUUAAGCUGUCUGUAAAUAAUCCAAAAUGCUCAACCGUUGCUGGUGUCCGAUUAGGAGUACAUGUUGUUGAUCUUGAUAUGAGUCCUGAUCUUAUGUCGAUUCAUGUUGGUGAUCGCAUUUUAGAAAUCAAUGGAGUGCCUGUGAAAAAUCAAGCUUUAGACGAAAUUGAAGAGCUGAUCAAAACUGCUUCUACACCCCUGCAGCUGACUAUUGAACAUGAUCCUAAUGUCAUUCCUAAACAUUAUCCUAUUCCAUAUUUUCAUCAACCGGUUAUAAAAGGUAGAUUGUACAAAAAGAGGGAAGGUAGAUCAAGGCAAUUAAAAAGAGGCAAAGAAACAAAAGAAAGGUCAUCUUCCCUGCCAAGAUUACUUGCCUGUGAUUCUGCUUCAUAUAACAAGAACAGUUAUGAUUUAAGCCGAACAAAAUCUUUUCGUGUUGAACCAAAAAAUCACAGGAUAUUUCGUGCCUCUGAUCUAGUCCAAGGAAAACUUCUAGGGAAAGGAUUUUUUGGUCAAGUAUUUCAAGUUACUCACAGGGAAACCGGUGAAGUAAUGGUCAUGAAAGAGCUUCAUCGUGUUGAUGAAGAGGCUCAAAAGAAUUUCUUGAAAGAAGUUGCAGUUCUUCGUUCUCUAUGUCAUGAGAAUGUUCUCCACUUUAUAGGUGUUUUGUACAAAGACAAAAGAUUGCACUUAGUCACAGAGUACAUCAGUGGUGGUACUCUAAGAGAAAUUAUUCAUGAUCUUUCACUGUCACUACCAUGGGAACAAAGAGUUAGUUUUGCUAGAGAUAUAGCCUCAGGAAUGGCGUAUCUACAUUCCAUGAAUAUUAUACACAGAGAUUUGAACUCAAAUAAUUGUCUGAUUAAAGAGGACAAGACUGCUGUUGUUGCUGAUUUUGGACUGGCACGGAUAAUUUCGGAUCAUGGUGUUCAUCAUUCCAGUAGGAGGUAUGGAAAGCGCACCACCCCGAAGAAAUUUGAGCGGAAAAAAAGAUACACUGUUGUUGGAAAUCCAUAUUGGAUGGCUCCAGAAAUGAUGAAAGGGAAAAAAUACGAUGAAAAAGUUGAUAUAUUUUCUUUUGGCAUUGUGCUUUGUGAAAUUAUUGGGAGGGUCUUAGCUGAUCCUGACUACCUUCCUAGAAGUCAUGAUUUUGGAUUAAACACUGUAGUUUUUAAGGAAAAGUUUUGUGCUACUUGUCCAGAAACAUUUUACAACAUUGCCUUUUUAUGCUGUGAUCUAGAUCCUGAAAAGCGACCUCCAUUUGAGCAACUUCAGCCAUGGUUCCAAGGGAUGGUGAUUCAUUAUGCAGUAGGUGCAGCUCUUCCUGCAGAAAUGGUGAAUGAAAUUCACAACUAUCGAAAUAGGAGUCCUCCUUCCACUUCUUCCGAUUCUACACCUGAAGCUCUGGUCCAUAGUACUACCUGUCCAACCCUUCAUACUAUCAGCAAACAUGAAGAUGAUGACACUUUUGAAACUUGUGGCACUAUAACCUAUCAUAUGUAG